Phragmites australis (common reed) is the source of this 507-nucleotide messenger RNA. RefSeq lists its product as uncharacterized. The coding region runs from base 1 to 507 and encodes 168 amino acids. The record is from RefSeq and is a predicted model, not a curated record. The transcript has a single exon. Lineage: Eukaryota; Viridiplantae; Streptophyta; Magnoliopsida; Poales; Poaceae.
AUGAAGACUCAAUUCAAGAUGAGGGACCUCGGUUUGCUCUCCUACCUUGGGAUCGAGAUCCAGCAGAGCAGUGGCAUCACGCUGUGCCAAGCGAAAUACACUGUUCGAAUCCUGGAGAUGACGGGGAUGAGAGACUACAAUCACACUCACACCCAGAUGGAGGAAUGGCUCAAGCUCAGCCGCAAGAGCACGGCGAUAGAAGUGGACACGACGGAAUACAGGAGGCUUUUUUACAGCUUCCGCUACCUUGCCCACACACGACCGGAUCUCUCCUUCAGCGUCAGGUUCAUGAGUCUCUUCAUGGAGUGGCCAACUCAGGAGUAUAUGGUGGCCGUCAAGAGGAUCAUGCAAUAUGUUUCUAGGAUGAUCAACUACGGUUUCCACUUUGUGAAAGAAGAGGAGGGACAACUAAUUAGCUAUAGGGACAAUGACCUCAUCGACGACAUUGAUACGCGGAAGACCACUUCUGGUGCUCUGUUCUUCUAUGGUGACAGCCUGGUGAGUUGA